CUGGGGUCUGCCUCCCCGUGUGUGUGGAGGUGCCCUCGGAGACGGAGGCGGUCCAGGGCGAGCCCAUGAAGCUGCGCUGCAUCUCCUGCAUGAAGAGGGAGGAGGUGGAGGCCACCACGGUGGUCGAGUGGUUCUACAGGCCGGAGGGCGGUAAAGACUUCCUUAUCUUUGAGUAUCGGAAUGGCCACCAGGAGGUGGAGAGCCCCUUCCAGGGGCGGCUGCAGUGGAACGGGAGCAAGGACCUGCAGGACGUGUCCAUCACCGUGCUCAACGUCACCCUCAACGACUCGGGGCUCUACACCUGCAACGUGUCCCGCGAGUUCGAGUUUGAGGCGCAUCGGCCCUUUGUGAAGACCACGCGGCUGAUUCCCCUCCGGGUCACGGAGGAAGCUGGGGAGGACUUCACCUCUGUGGUCUCGGAGAUCAUGAUGUACAUCCUGCUGGUCUUCCUCACCUUGUGGCUGCUCAUUGAGAUGAUAUACUGCUACAGAAAGGUCUCGAAGGCCGAGGAGGCAGCCCAAGAGAACGCGUCUGACUACCUUGCCAUCCCGUCGGAGCACAAGGAGAACGCCGCGGUCCCCGUGGAGGAAUAGCGCCAGGGCCUCGCGGUGGCUCCAGGUGACUAGGACAUGGCGGGGAGGGGACUGCGGGGUCUCUGCUGCCUGGGGCACCCGCAGCCCCAGUGACUUCACGUCUGGCUCCUUAGGCCAGGUCCUCCCCACCCUUGAGGUUCUUUGGUCGAUGCUCAGGUGUCCAGUCCUUCAGGGGUGACCUUCAGGGGUGACCUGAGCCGUGGGGAAACCUCAUGCCCACCCCUCCCCCGCCUCCCCAGCAUCCGAUCCUCGCCUGCUCCCUCUCUGAGCACAGCAUGUUUGGAUUCCACCGGGGCCGGAAGUUCUCAGUGAGUUGUUUUGUCGUUGGUAGGUGACCUCCGCACCCGGGUUCAAGAGGUGGAGGGCAGCAGGAGGCGCAGCCCAGCCCGCCCUCGCUGCAGCCGCACCCCUCCCUGCCCACGCGGCGUGCACCCACCGCAUCUGACCGUUCACUCCU
Messenger RNA from Dipodomys ordii (Ord's kangaroo rat), 1050 nucleotides. It is a transcript of the gene Scn3b, whose product is annotated as sodium channel, voltage gated, type III beta subunit. The record is from RefSeq and is a predicted model, not a curated record. Gene Ontology annotation, cellular component: voltage-gated sodium channel complex. The coding region runs from base 66 to 593 and encodes 175 amino acids. Gene Ontology annotation, biological process: regulation of heart rate by cardiac conduction; sodium ion transport; ventricular cardiac muscle cell action potential. Gene Ontology annotation, molecular function: sodium channel regulator activity. The transcript has 4 exons. Lineage: Eukaryota; Metazoa; Chordata; Mammalia; Rodentia; Heteromyidae.